ACUCUUUUACUACUGCCUGCGAUGUGACUCCACGCCGCUCGCUCGCUGGAAUAUCACCCUGCGUGACAAGUGACGGAUUUUACGCGCACGCCAAGCCGUCCAGUUUUCCAAAUUCAAGGGGACACCGCGACAGCGGCCAAUGCCUUUUACCAUGACUGUGGGAUUAAUAACGGUUUUGUGUGCUGUAACGGCCGUUUUCGCGUUGGAAGAAACAUUAAUGGACACCCGGACCGCCACAGCAGAGCUCGGGUGGACGGCGUACCCUUCGUCAGGGUGGGAGGAAGUAAGCGGCUAUGACGAGAACCUCAACACCAUCCGAACGUACCAGGUGUGUAACGUCUUUGAGUCCAACCAGAACAAUUGGCUGCUCACCACCUUCAUUGCACGACGUGGCGCUCAGCGCAUCUACGUGGAGAUGCGUUUCACCGUCCGAGACUGCAGCAGCAUCCCGCGGGUGCCUGGAUCCUGUAAGGAGACCUUUAACUUGUACUACUACGAGACAGACUCCGUCAUCGCCACCAAAGGUACGGCGUUCUGGAUGGAGGCUCCGUAUUUGAAGGUGGACACCAUUGCGGCGGAUGAGAGCUUCUCGCAGGUGGAUUUUGGUGGUAGAUUGAUGAAAGUGAACACGGAGGUGCGAAGUUUCGGUCCGUUGUCGAAAAACGGCUUUUAUUUGGCAUUUCAGGACUACGGCGCAUGCAUGUCCCUGCUGUCUGUCCGUGUGUUUUAUAAGAAAUGCCCUAGUGUCGUGCAGAACUUUGCGAUCUUUCCAGAGACCAUGACCGGGGCAGAGAGCACCUCGCUGGUGAUCGCUCGCGGUAUGUGCAUCCCGAAUUCUGAGGAAGUGGACGUACCGAUUAAGUUGUACUGUAAUGGCGAUGGGGACUGGAUGGUUCCGAUUGGGAGCUGCACCUGCAAGGCAGGAUUCGAGCCGGAUAACGGGAACGUCUGUCGAGCUUGUCCUCCGGGAACAUUCAAGUCCAGUCAAGGGACGGGUUUGUGUCUUCAGUGUCCGUCCAACAGCAGGUCCACAUCUGAAGCCGCCACUAUCUGCGUCUGCAGGAACGGCUACUACAGAGCAGACGGAGAGCAGCCAGACAUGCCCUGCACCAGUGUUCCUUCUGGACCAAGAAACGUCAUCUCCAUUGUGAACGAGACCUCUGUGACUCUGGAGUGGCACUCUCCGCGCGAGACAGGUGGCCGUGAUGAUGUCGUGUAUAAUAUUAUUUGUAAGAAAUGCCAGGCGGACCGUCGUUCCUGCUCCCAUUGCGAUGAUAACGUUGAGUUUCAGCCCCGGCAGCUGGGACUGACCGAAUCCAGAGUCUUCAUCAGUAACCUGCUGGCACACACUCUCUACACCUUUGAGAUCCAGGCGGUCAACGGCGUCACCAACAAGAGCCCGUAUCCUGCCCAGCACGUCUCCAUAGACAUCACAACCAACCAGGCUGGUGAAUCCUCUAUAUUGGAUUUGCAUCAACUAACCACAGCAGACAUGCUCACACCACAGCCUGAACAGCCCAAUGGAAUUAUUCUCGAUUAUGAGCUGCUCUACUAUGAGAAGGAGCUGUCUGAGGUGAACUCCACACAGGUGAGGAGUCAGACGAACACGGCUCGUGUGGAUGGAUUACGGCCGGGCACCAUGUACGUGAUGCAGGUUCGCGCCAGGACGGUUGCCGGUUUCGGCAAAUACAGCAGCAAAAUGUGCUUCCAAACCCUCACAGAUGACGACUAUAAAUCAGAGCUGAGGGAGCAGUUGCCGCUGAUUGCAGGCUCAGCCGCGGCUGGAGUGGUCUUCAUUGUGUCUCUGGUGGCAAUAUCUAUAGUCUGUAGCAGGCCAGAUCUGUCCAACUGCCACACGCCCAUGGGCUGCCCGACCCUGCCAGGCUCUCCGGGGAUGAAGAUCUACAUCGACCCCUUCACCUAUGAAGAUCCUAAUGAAGCCGUCAGAGAAUUCGCCAAGGAAAUAGACGUCUCCACUGUCAAGAUUGAAGAAGUUAUCGGGUUCAUGGAGAACGGGGCGCUCGACUCCUUCCUUAGGCAAAAUGAUGGGCAGUUCACAGGGAUCCAGUUGGUGGGGAUGCUGAGGGGAAUUGCUGCUGGCAUGAAGUACCUGUCGGAGAUGAAUUACGUCCACCGAGACCUGGCCGCCCGCAACAUCCUGGUCAACAGCAACCUCGUGUGCAAGGUGUCGGACUUCGGCCUGUCCCGUUAUCUGCAGGAAGACACCUCUGACCCCACCUACACCAGCUCACUGGGUGGAAAGAUCCCUGUGAGAUGGACCUCGCCGGAAGCCAUCGCGUACAGGAAGUUCACUUCUGCUAGUGACGUCUGGAGUUACGGUAUCGUCAUGUGGGAGGUGAUGUCUUUUGGCGAGAGGCCCUACUGGGACAUGAGCAACCAAGAUGUGAUAAAUGCUAUAGAGCAGGAUUACAGGCUGCCGCCCCCCAUGGACUGUCCCACUGCUCUCCACCAGCUGAUGCUCGACUGCUGGCAGAAAGAUCGGAACGCUCGGCCGCGCUUCACGGAUAUCGUCAAUACGCUCGACAAACUCAUCCGCAACCCCACCAGCCUUAAAGCAGUCGCCAGUAUACCCACUAUGUGA
This is a messenger RNA of Sinocyclocheilus rhinocerous, 2602 nucleotides long. RefSeq names its product ephrin type-B receptor 1-like. NCBI's taxonomy places the organism in Eukaryota, Metazoa, Chordata, Actinopteri, Cypriniformes, Cyprinidae. The transcript has 14 exons. The record is from RefSeq and is a predicted model, not a curated record. The coding region runs from base 140 to 2602 and encodes 820 amino acids. Gene Ontology annotation, cellular component: plasma membrane; dendrite. Gene Ontology annotation, biological process: protein phosphorylation; ephrin receptor signaling pathway; axon guidance. Gene Ontology annotation, molecular function: ATP binding; transmembrane-ephrin receptor activity; protein binding.